AUGGACGAGGACAGGGUGAACAGUUUACAUAAGGACAGGGUGGACAGUAUGGACCAGGAAAGGGUGAACAGUAUGGACCAGGACAGGGUGAACAGUGUGGACCAUGUCAGAGUGAACAGUAUGGACCAGGACAUGGUGAACAGUAUGAACCAGGUCAGGGUGAACACUAUGGACCAGGAAAGGGUGAACAGUAUGGACAAGGACAGGGUGAACGGUAUGGACCAGGAGAAGGUGAACAGUAUGGACCAAGACAGGGUGAACAGUAUGGAGCAGGACAGGGUGAACAGUGUGGACCAGGACAGAGUGAACAGUAUGGACCAGGACAGGGUGAACAGUAUAUUCCAGGACAGGGUGAUCAGUAUCGAUCGCUACAGGUUGAUCAGUAUGGACCAGGAUAAGGUGAACAGUAUGGACCAGGACAGGGUGAACAGUAUACGCCAGGACAGGGUGAAAAGUUUGGACCAGGACAGGGUGAACAGUAUGGAUCAGGACAGGGUGAGCAGUAUGGACGCGGACAGGGUGAACAGUUUACAUAAGGACAGGAUUAACAGUAUGGACCAGGAGAGGUUGAACAAUAUGAAACAGGACAGGGUAAACAGUAUACACCAAGACAGGGUGAACAGUAUGAACCAGGGCAGGAUAAACAGUAUGGACCAGGACAGGGUGAACAGUAUGGAGCAGGACAGGGUGAACAGUAUUGACCAGGACAGGGUGAACAGUAUGGACCAGGACAGGGUGAACAGUAUGGACCAGGACAGGGUGAACAGUAUGGACCAAGACAGGGUGAACAGUAUGGACAAGGACAAGGUGAACAGUAUAGACCAGGACAGGGUGAACUGUAUGGACCAGGAUAGGGAGAACAGUAUGGACCAGGACAGGGUGAAAGUUAUGGACCAGGACAGGGUGAACAGUAUGGACCAGAACAAAAUGAACAGUAUGGACCAGGACAGGGUGAACUGUAUGGACCAGGAGAGGGUGAACAGUAUGGACCAGGACAUGGUGAGAAGUAUGUACCAGGACAGGUGA
This is a messenger RNA of Schistocerca gregaria, 1026 nucleotides long. Its product is annotated as S-antigen protein-like. The coding region runs from base 1 to 1026 and encodes 341 amino acids. The transcript has a single exon. NCBI's taxonomy places the organism in Eukaryota, Metazoa, Arthropoda, Insecta, Orthoptera, Acrididae. The record is from RefSeq and is a predicted model, not a curated record.